AGCAUCCACUUCAGCCUCCCCCAUUGUGCAUUCACUCCUCCUCCAUUCAUUUUCGACUCGGCAUCAUACAUCCGCAGACAACCUCAAAAUAAUAGGAACAAGCAUUGGCUUUCACAUCUCGAGGGAGCAACCAGCUCCUCGGCUAUUGUCAAUAUGAUCUCCGAUAAAUAUGUUGGCCUUAUCCUGGCCAUUCUGUCAACAAUGGCAAUCGGUACGAGUUUUGUCAUCACGAAAAAGGUUCGUCCUACCAUCAUGAAGUUGUCCACCAGCAAUCACACUUCCGGUCUAAUGCAAGCUUCGGAAAGACACGGGUUUGAAGGAGAAGGCUUCUCGUAUUUGAAAAGUCCCAUCUGGUGGGGUGGGGUCAUUACUUUGGCCAUGGGAGAAAUUGCCAACUUUGCGGCUUAUGCUUUCGCGCCUGCCAUCCUGGUUACGCCUUUGGGUGCGCUGAGUGUCCUUAUUGGUGCCGUCCUUGGUUCCUACUUCCUGAAGGAAAAACUGGGCGUUCUGGGCAAAUUGGGGUGUGCCAUGUGCCUACUUGGCUCAGUGGUAAUUGUUCUCCAUGCGCCCCCAGACAAACCGGUGGAAAGAAUCGAUGAGAUUCUGAGCUAUGCGCUGCAACCAGGAUUUCUCGUUUACUGCCUUGCUGUCGCGAUUUUCUCCACCGUCAUGAUCUAUCGAGUUGCGCCCGUCUACGGCAAGAAGAAUCCAUUGAUUUACAUCUCGAUCUGUUCCACCGUCGGCUCGGUUUCAGUCAUGUCUGUCAAGGCAUUUGGCAUCGCGGUGAAGCUGACCUUAGGGGGGAACAACCAAUUUACUCAAGCAUCGACAUAUGUGUUCAUGAUUGUCACUGGCUUUUGUAUCUUGACCCAGAUGAAUUACUUCAACAAAGCACUUAAUCAGUUCUCCACGUCGAUUGUCAAUCCGCUAUACUAUGUCACGUUUACAACUGCCACGCUUUGCGCUUCAUUUAUUCUCUUCAAAGGUUUCAACACCAGCGAUGCGGUGAACACAAUUUCUUUGCUCUGCGGUUUUCUGACUAUAUUUGCCGGCGUUUACCUCCUGAAUCUAUCUCGACAUGACCCAGAUGGGCGACAGAUGCUGAAUUACAAGCUUGACGAUGAAGGCGUUCCCACAGAUGGAAUUGCUGGCUUUCAAACGCGACGGUCUAUGCAAUCUCGGCGCAGUAACGAGCCACAUCGCCGGAGCUCUUCGAGCUUCGCAUAUAUGAACGGGAAUGGAGACCGCGAAGGGCUGAUCCGCGCGUAUGACGUCGAGAACCAGGCCUUUGGGUUAUCAGAAAUGAAUGAAGGGAGCGACGGAGAGCCAGGUCCUACCUAUGCACGAAGCGAGGAGCUCAGUCGUACCUCACAGCGACCCAAUAAGCAUGACACGCUAUAGUAUGAUACGAUGCUUACACUUGAUCAUUUCCCCUUCCUCUUUUUCUCUUUGGCUCUCAUCCUUUCAAGAUU
Molecule: messenger RNA, 1472 nt
Organism: Aspergillus aculeatinus CBS 121060
Lineage: Eukaryota; Fungi; Ascomycota; Eurotiomycetes; Eurotiales; Aspergillaceae
Product: DUF803 domain membrane protein
Exons: 8
Coding region: 154-1401 (415 amino acids)
Biological process (GO): magnesium ion transport
Cellular component (GO): membrane
Molecular function (GO): magnesium ion transmembrane transporter activity
Source: RefSeq, a predicted model, not a curated record